This is a messenger RNA of Aricia agestis (brown argus), 1738 nucleotides long. RefSeq names its product regulator of nonsense transcripts 3B (gene Upf3). Lineage: Eukaryota; Metazoa; Arthropoda; Insecta; Lepidoptera; Lycaenidae. Gene Ontology annotation, cellular component: nucleolus; cytoplasm. Bases 82 to 1551 code for a protein of 489 amino acids. The transcript is spliced from 6 exons. Gene Ontology annotation, molecular function: mRNA binding. Gene Ontology annotation, biological process: positive regulation of translation; nuclear-transcribed mRNA catabolic process, nonsense-mediated decay. The record is from RefSeq and is a predicted model, not a curated record.
UUGACUUUUGUGUACCUUCCAGAGAUUUACGCUAGAAAGUGCUUUUUGAUAAUGUGGAUCUAAUAAAUAUAAACCACAAAUAUGACUGAAGAACAAGAUGCUAAAGACUCUCAAUCGGAUUCUGGUAGUAAGACGUUUUCGAGUAAAAAUAAGGACAAAAAGGGAAAAACGCUUCGACCACUCACUAAGAUAAUAGUUCGGCGUUUGCCGCCUACUAUGACAGAGGAGGCGUUUCUUGAGCAAGUGUCGCCAAUUCCUGAACAUGAUCAUUUUUACUUUGCUAAACCAGAUCUAUCCCUUGGCAAUAAUGUUUACGCUCGAGCUUACAUAAACUUCGUGAACGUUGAUGAUAUUUACCUAUUCAGAGACAAGUUUGAUGGAUAUGUUUUCGUGGACGAAAAAGGUGUUGAGUAUGUGGGCAUAGUAGAAUAUGCUCCAUUUCAAAGAAUAAUCAAGAAAAAGAAGAAGAAAGACCCAAAAUGUGGUACUAUUGAAAGUGAUCCAGUAUAUCAAGAGUUCAUAGAGAACUUAAACAAAGAACAAGAACCUGAGAAUCAGCCAAAACUUGAGUAUUCAUAUCCUGUUAAUGAUACGAGUGACAAAAAAAUUCAAACAACACCUUUAUUGGAAUAUCUCGCCUCUCGUAAACUUGACAAACGCGGUCGGGACGAGCGUAGGAGACGAGAAAAUGACAAAAGAAAGAUGAGGAUUGAGAGGAAAACUAAGGACAUCAAGGAGGAAGAGUUUGGAGACACUGACUUCAAGAAAAUCAAACCUCGGGACUGGGAAAAAGAUAAAAUUGAUGAAGAUAGUGAAAUAAUCACUGACAGUAAGGAUGGACUAAUUUUUGAAUCUAAAACAUACAAAGAGCGUAAAAAUAAUCUCGGUUAUAUCGGCGAUAAGAAAAAGAGAGAUGAAGAAGUGAUCGAAGAUAAGAAGGAUAGAAGAGAUAGAGACAAAGCUAAAGAAAUUCCCCGCGAGGCGAAAAGUAAGAAGUAUAGUGACACCAGAAAGGAAAGAUUCCAAAAAAUCGAGCCUAAUAAACCAGUCAGUAAAAUAGUAUCUACAGAUGUAAAACCGAAAUUGAAUCAUGAUGAUAUAAAACCUUUUACACAACUACCACAAGUUAAAACAGACAACCUGUCUAAAUUCUUAGACACAAAAGAUAGAAAGCCCAAGGUGCAGGAAGUACAAGACAAAGGGAAAGAGGAUGAUGAUGAUGAUGAUGAAGAAAAUCAUAGUGACGAUUUACCUAAUGGCCCUAAAAUGAGGAGAAACAGUUUAGACUUUGGAGAAUUUUCUGUUAAAGAUACAUCCCUAUUCAAAAAGCAAGCUUCACUCGAAGACAGGAGUAAAUCUACAGACAGGGAGGAUGAUGACAAAGAAAAAAGCGAAAGCGGAGAUCGUCGCUCCCUCAGGAGAACAAGAAAUAAAGAUCGCCCCAGCCUGCCGAUAUAUCAGCCGGGCAUGGGUAAGUUCAGUAAACAACGUCUGGCAAAAGAGAAGGAACCCGGUACAAAAGUGAACGAUGGCGAGAAAAAAGACACUUGAGACGGACACAGCGUAUUGGACAUUCAACUGACAUCCAGAGAUGGCAUUCAAACUUAGCCGGUAAAGGGAGAUGCCACUGGGACGCGCUCGACUGAACAUUAUUUUUACGUGAAUGCCUUGACGUUUGGUUUUUUAUAAUUAAUGCGGCAUAUAAUAUUUAAUUUGUGACCGACUUACAGUUUUGUUU